Strongylus vulgaris is the source of this 1262-nucleotide messenger RNA. The record is from the annotation of a GenBank genome assembly. NCBI's taxonomy places the organism in Eukaryota, Metazoa, Nematoda, Chromadorea, Rhabditida, Strongylidae.
UUGUUUGAUCGGCUAACAGUGGAUGAGCACCUCUGGUUCAUACAUGGUCUCAAAGGUGCUAAUGGCUCCUAUAAAACCGAAACUGAGCAACUGCUAAGUCAACUGAAGUUGGAUGAAAAAACUGACGAGGUGGAAUUUAAUUUGACGCAUAUUGCGGAGAAGUUAAAUAUGUUAGCAAUGAACCUUUCUGGAGGCCAAAAGAGGAAGCUUUGUGUGUCAAUGGCAGUGAUUGGUGGCAGCCCUGUAGUGCUACUGGACGAGCCAACAGCUGGCAUGGAUCCUGGUGCUCGACGAGAUGUGGAGACAUUGCUAGAGAGCAUUAAAGUUGACCGAACGGUCUUACUCACCACACAUUACAUGGAUGAAGCGGAACUGCUGGGAGAUAGGGUGGCUAUCAUGGCCAAAGGACGAGUAUAUUGCUGUGGAACGCCUCAAUUCCUUAAAAAGAGAAAACUGAUGCUACAGACUUCCAUGCAAGAAAAGCGCUCUCUGGCUCUCACCAAUCAUACUUCUUACAAUAAUAAAUUUGGAGUGAAAGUUGGUUCGAUUAAUCCAAACAAAAAAUCUAGAAAAAAUAUAACAGCGGAGAGUAUGUGCGUAUUAUCGGUAUGUACCCAUGAUAGUGCAGCUACUUGUCUGCUUACUUGGGAACAUUUUAGAUUUGGUACCGGCUACGUGAUGACAGUCGUAAUAGCUGAAAAAGCGAACGCACAAGAUACAGCUUCUCAGCUGACACAAAUCGCAUCAGAGUACGUUCGCGGUGCAUCGAGAGGAAAUGUGCAUGGAAAGCAAUUUGAAAUUAUUCUGCCGAAGGAACAGCAGCAGAAUUUUCCCGAAUUGUUUGAGUAUCUGGAGAGGUCAAAGGACGCGUUGCAUAUCAGCAGCUUCGGAUUGUCGUUAAACACCUUAGAACAGGUAUUCCUCAAAGUUGCUGAGCAGACUGAUCCUGGCGCCAUGAUCGAUUUUGUUGAUGCAACUAUCAGCCGUAGCGAGGAGCUAAUUCAAGCGCAAAGAGUUGAGCGUCGUGAAGGGUGUGCUUUGUUACGUGCCCAAGUGGAAGCUCUUUUUACGAAACGUAUCCUAUACACAAUAAGAAAUUGGCCACAUCUGAUCACACAACUCGUUGUUCCAAUUGGCAUACUUCUGCUGAUUGCCUAUGUGUCAGGUUGGACGAAGAAGUUGAAUGAUGAUCAAGUUUUGAACAUGAAACGUACCUGGUCUAAGUUUAUUGUUCUUUUUGAUUUUUCAAUAAAACAGUGAUU